Molecule: messenger RNA, 1646 nt
Organism: Puccinia graminis f. sp. tritici CRL 75-36-700-3
Lineage: Eukaryota; Fungi; Basidiomycota; Pucciniomycetes; Pucciniales; Pucciniaceae
Exons: 7
Coding region: 1-1605 (534 amino acids)
Source: RefSeq, a predicted model, not a curated record
AUGGCAAUUCAAAGGAAUCUGACGGCGCUGUCCACCUGUGAAUCCCACAUCGAUAAAUCAAAAAUCUUCGAAUUAAUCAAAGGCAAUGCGGCAGCGGACCAGAUUCCAAGUGUGGUACAUAGCCUACAAGAGGCCAGCAACCUCCUUACAGAAAUCCAGAAGAAAAUCAAGAGUUUCACCAAGUUGAGACUUUUGAAACUAGGCGAAUACGAUUCCGAUAGUUCAUACUGGAAAACAGUCCAAUCAUUAUUGCCCGAGCUCCAGCUUCCCACAGACCUCUCUGAUACAAAAUUCCGAUUAAGAACAGAGCAACAACUCAGAGAUGUUGGCAAUACGGUUUUAGAUGAUGUGAAGAGACUGCUUACCGAACAUAAUCUUGAAGUCGAGAUUUUGAAGUCAGGCGAUGAUGGGAGUGACUGGAUCAAUACUUGGAGAUAUGCUUUCAAAGCAGUGGACCUAUUAUCUGACAGUGGUUUCGUCGAUAGGAGAAGAGUAGAAAGCCUCUCACGGGAUGAAGAAUUGAGAAAGCUCGUGAUAACAUCCUAUAUCAAUUUGAUCUGGAAGCGUACCUCUGCCCUUGAACUUGAAGCCACCACACGGUUCGUGCCGGGCAGACUUUGGAAGAUCUUGCACUAUAGAAUCAGAGGAAUCAUUGAAGAACCAUACUCAGAUAGACCGAUGGGCUAUCCGAAGUCUUUUGAGGAAUCGCUACUGCUUGGCUUCCCUCGGAGGGCUGCAAGAUUCCGGGACAGCCAAGAUAAACUAUUUUGGAAUUACCCCCGCUUAUCCGAGGUUACGAAUGUGUUUCGGGACCUAGCGGAAAUGCUGACUGAAGACGCAUAUUGGUCACCCGAAAUGCGUUUAAAGGCCAUAAGAAGUUGGGUAACAGAUUUAGAUAAAGUCAUGGCGCUUUACAAAGACUGGAAGGAACUAUCAUUUAAUCGAAACGCCAUCGUUUCCACUUUGGAUCGUAUAAAGAGCUAUGAAGACGACAUUGAUGUUCCAUACACCUACAUGGCCAGCGACCUUCUACCGGAAUGUCAAGAGAAAAUCAAGAUUUUAACCAAAAUGAGCCUGUUGAGGCUAGCACAAGACGAUUCGGGCGAUCAAUAUUGGGGACUGAUCAAAUCAUUACUUCCAGAAUUCCAGCCGCACCAAGAGUUGCUUGAUCAAAGUUCUCGAUUGGCAGCAGAGAAAAAAGCAGUAGAAGGAGCUGGCACUGCGAUCUUGAAUAAAGCCAAGAAGCUGAUAUCCUUAACAGCAUACGGUCUAGCGGACGAACUGUCGGAUGAACCCCGUGGUGAUUGGGAUCUCUUCCUGAUUUACAGCUAUGGUUUCGGAUUGGUCGAUUCAUUAUCCGAGAAUGAGUUCAUCGAUCAUAAGAAAUUGCAAAGCUUUUUCCAGGAGGAGGAAAUGGCAGCAAUAGUUCCCAAUUACGUGGACAUGUUCUGGAGGAACCACGAUCUGACUCGAUAUCCCCUUGAGAAAGGACCCUGGUCACAGCUGAACAAGUCUUUCAAGAACCUAGAUAGUAACACCAGACGCACCAUAGAAGACUCAUUCACCAAAACAUACGAGAAAUUUCGCCUCAGAAGUCUCCAGUAGACAAUUCUCAGUUUCGCAAGAGUACCUAUCACCAAGGCCAA